Venturia canescens is the source of this 1430-nucleotide messenger RNA. It is a transcript of the gene Vha13, whose product is annotated as V-type proton ATPase subunit Vha13. Gene Ontology annotation, cellular component: vacuolar proton-transporting V-type ATPase complex. The transcript is spliced from 4 exons. Gene Ontology annotation, biological process: proton transmembrane transport. The record is from RefSeq and is a predicted model, not a curated record. Gene Ontology annotation, molecular function: proton-transporting ATPase activity, rotational mechanism. Bases 75 to 431 code for a protein of 118 amino acids. NCBI's taxonomy places the organism in Eukaryota, Metazoa, Arthropoda, Insecta, Hymenoptera, Ichneumonidae.
CAAGUUAGCUUGCAGUCAUAUGAUCGAUUCGUGACUGUUGGCUCAGAUCGCCGUUCCCUCGGUUCAUUGUAAAGAUGGCUAGCCAAACGCAGGGUAUUCAGCAGCUUUUGGCAGCGGAGAAACGGGCUGCCGAGAAAGUAUUGGAAGCAAGAAAACGCAAAGCCAAGAGGUUGAAGAAGGCAAAGGAGGAGGCUCAGGAAGAGAUCGAACGAUACCGGCAGGACCGUGAAAAACAGUUUCGGGAAUUCGAGGCUAAGCACAUGGGCUCAAAGGAAGAUGUGGCUGCCCGCAUUGACGCUGAUACCAGGGUCAAAAUUGAAGAGAUGAAUCAAGCGGUGGCUGUGCACAAGGAUCCGGUAAUGCACAAGAUAUUGGAGCUUGUGUAUGACAUAAAGCCAGAACUGCACCCCAACUACCGUAUCGAAGCCUAAGUAACGAGAAGUAUCUCGGAACAAAAAAAUCUAUUAUAAAUACUAUAUCAUACAUAUAAACUUACGUGUACAUUAAAAUAUUAUUUCCUCCACACACAUAUAUAUAUAUAUAUAAAUAUAUGUAAGUAAAUCUUACAAACAAUAUAAAUUGUCGUUGGAAAGAAAGAAAAAUAGAAAAAAGCACAGUGGAGUUUAACAUUCGAAGGUUGAGAGAUGACCGAUGCAAAUUUAGGAUCGAUCUUAGACAGUGAUGCUCUAACUUCUAUAAGAAUAAAUAUUCCACCAACACACAGUCACGAACGACAAUAAAUAUUCGAAUAAAAUGAAAGAUGCGUGCACAGAAACGUUAAAAGCUUCGAAAAGUUUGAGAAUCGCUGCAGGUACUGUGUGCGUUGUAAUCGAGAAAACAAAUACGAAUAAAUAAACGUACAGAAUGGUAUUAUAUAUAAAUAUAUAAAUAUAUGUUUAUAUUAUAUAUUGAAAAGGAAGAAAAACAGUAGAGCGUGCUCGUUUCGAUCUGCCAAGGCCUAGGCAGCUCGAUAACGAUUCGCAAUAUCUUACGUUUAAUGAAUACAUACAAAUAUAUAUUCUAGGGUGGUGGCUAUACAUAUAUAUAAAUAAUUAGAUAAAUGUUAGUAGAUCUCAUUCCAUAUUUCUGUUACCACGAGGACUAAUCCAACGAAUUGUAUAAAAAAAACAAUUUUUCUUCGUGUUUGUACAACCUCUCGGGGUUCCCGGAAAAAGCUCCCAAAUUCUUGGAAACCUCGCGACGAUGUCGAACCAAAAUGCCUCCCCCAAUCAUCAAUGUUUCAAAUUUUAUUCUAUUUUACUUAUAUUUCGUUUGUUUGUUUGUUUUUUCGACGAGCUACCCACGAGCGUGAGAAAUUUAUCAGAGUAGCUCUACCUCACACGUGUACACUUUGUCUCUGUAAGCUGGUUGGCUAUCUGUACAGUAUUAGUGUUCCAAAAUAAAAUUAAAAAAAAGAUUCGAAAAAAUGA